Messenger RNA from Metopolophium dirhodum (rose-grain aphid), 1371 nucleotides. RefSeq lists its product as uncharacterized. The transcript is spliced from 11 exons. Lineage: Eukaryota; Metazoa; Arthropoda; Insecta; Hemiptera; Aphididae. Bases 105 to 1352 code for a protein of 415 amino acids. Gene Ontology annotation, molecular function: zinc ion binding. The record is from RefSeq and is a predicted model, not a curated record.
UGUUUGCAAGGGUUCUUCAAUCAGUGUCGCCAAUCGCCGAGUGCUGUAUUUGUACGACUGCAGUUUGUGACUUCCGACUGCAACAAGUAUCUGGUACCUCUGUGAUGGAGCCUGCCAAAAAGAAACUCAAGAUCACCAAAGGUCCCCAAACACCAUGGGCAUUGAACAAAUGUGUGGCUUGCACAAAGCCUUUAGACUGUAGUUCCAAAAUUUUGGAUUGUCUUCAUGGCAUGUGCAAAGAAUGUUUUAAAUCAAAUUCUAAAGUACCAGGUCAUUUUGUAUGCAAAUGUGGAAAGGAAACUGGCCUUUCAACCGGACUCAUAAAUUACUCUUUUAUAUUUGAACAUUUUGAUAAAACUAUUUUAAGAAAUAAUUAUACUUACAUGGGAUACCAUAAAAAAAAGUACAAGACGAAAGCCCCGUGUCCAAAUUGCGUGGAUAAAAUCAUUGAGGUAUAUUGUAUUCCAUGCGGAACAUUUCAUUGUGCAGUAUGCCAUUUAAUGAUUCAUCAAACUCACAAAUUUAAAAAUAUAAACGAAGUUAUGGAGGAGAUCCGGUCAAAUUUAUUUAAAAAUAAAGUUGAUUUAUGUGACAAAUCAAAAUUUGUGACUCUAACAAAAUCAAAUGCAGAGACAACUAAAGAUAAAAUAAACACGCAAAAGGGUGAAAUAAUAAAAAAAAUGUGUAUACAAUAUGAAGAGAUUCGUAACGAAUUGUCGAGGAGCGAACAAAAAAUGAAAAAAUAUGUAAAGUUGUAUCACAAAAGAAAAUUGGAGGAGAUGACUAAAACUAUUUCGAAAAUAGACGGAUUAAAGGAAAAAUAUGAUUUUUAUCUGGAUUUUUCUGAGUGCGUCUUAAAGGGAAGGAACAACGCAGAUCUAGAUAUUACACAUUUGGUCAACAAACCACUGGAGAAUGUCAGAAAAGAUUUUUCAGAUGACAUUAGAAAAUUGCAUUCAACUAAUCCGAAUAUUGAUUUAAAAGUCAAGUUUGACGGUACACUGCAUCAGUUAAUCGAAUCUGUUAAAAGAAUUAUAACUCAUGAUCCACACAAUUAUUAUGAAGAAGAAAUUAAUGAAAUUAAUAAGAACGUGGAUAUUACAUCAUGUCCGGAAUACCUCGAUGCCACUAUGAGAGAUAAAUCCACGCCGCUAACUAUAGUUGAUGACAGUGAAAUAAAAAAAAUAACCAUGUUUAAUAGCGCCCGACGGGAGACAAAACGUUUGCAAAACAUUGGGACAGGAGACUUGAAAAUGACUAGUCCAGCUGUAACAAUAACAGCAACGACAACACCAACAACAGAAGCAAUAACAACAAUAUCAACAACAACAUCAUCAACAUGGAUGGAAUAAUAAUCUUCACUGACCACCG